UCAAGGGCUAUAAUCAAACGUUUUAAUAAUAAUAAUAAUAAUAACAAUAAAAAACUCCUGCUUUCAUUUGGAUACUUCAGUAAUUUAUAUACAAUUUUUCCAUUAAUGAUAUUUGGAUAAAAUAAAUAAAUAUUAUGUUAAAUAAAUAAACAACAAUAAGUUUUGCUCUUUUGUCAGUGCGCUAUGAAGAUUUAAGUGUUUAAAAUUCGUAAGCUCAAAGCAAUAUAUAUAACCGCUGGUUUAGAAAUCCAGCUAAUCGCUACCCGAUUAGUCGGCUCUUAUCGCAUGUUGCUUUGAAUAACAUUAGAGUGUCGACCAGUUGGAAGUGCAUUGGCGGAUUUAAGUGUUCCAUUUUUUGGUUAGUCUUCAACUGAUAGCGCUGCCAACAUGAGUAGUUCUCCUAAUCCCAUACGCACCUUAUCGCCUGCUUUGCAAAAAGUGGCCAUCGAGGAGCUGAAUGAGGUGCCCAGUCGAGUGGAGUCCGACAUAGCAACUCUCAAAGAAUGGCUGCAGAGGCAGCCUCACAUCUGUGCCUGCCUCGAGGAUCAGUUCCUGCUCAGCUUUCUACGUGGAUCCAAAUUUAGUCUGGAGAAGGCCAAGCAGAAGAUAGAUCGAUUCUAUAGCUUACAAGCUGCCAUACCUGAGGUUUUCAAUGAACAGCGAUUGGCUGACGACGCUCAAGUGCUGGAGAUUAUCAGAAUGGGAGUUAUCUUGAGGAUUCCCCUGGACAAAGAGGAUACUGGACCAGCGGUGACCAUAAUUCGAGCUGGCUCCUAUGACAUCAACAAGUUCAAGUUCCAGGACAUUAUACGCGUGGGUUCCAUGUUCGGUGAGAUCAUGAUGCUGGAGGAUGACAAUGCCUCGGUUAGUGGCUACCUGGAGAUCAUGGACAUGAGUGGAGUGACGGGUGCGAAUCUGUUUGCCCUGCAGCCCCAACUUCUCAGCAAGUUCUCAGUCUAUGCGGAUGAGGCAAUGCCAACGAGGCAGAAGGGUAUCCACUUCAUAAAUGUGCCCAAGGCAUUUGAGAUGGGUUUCAAAUCCCUGCUUGGAUGGUUUCCCGUUAAAAUUAAAGAGAGGAUCUCUGUUAGUUCCGAUCCGGAGGCCAUUUUUGAGCGGGUUCCUCAACAUUAUCUACCAGUGGAAUAUGGAGGCACCAAGGGAACCAUUAAGGAUAUUACUACCGAGAUGGAAGAAAAACUUUCUAGCUAUCGCAGCUACUUCGAGGACUGCCAGCAUUUCGGAACUAAUGACAAAUUGCGCGAGGAACCCAGAAAUCUUAGCCCUGAAGAGAGUCACUUUGGUCUGGAUGGCUCUUUUCGCCAGUUGGUCAUCGACUGAAUCGGUUAAAAUACCUGUAAAACCGUCUGGGCCAUAAACCCAUAAUAAAUGUUUUUGAUAAGCUCUGCGACUACUUCAAUGUUUGGCUAUCAGCUUUUAGACGAUAGCUU
Messenger RNA from Drosophila elegans, 1448 nucleotides. Its product is annotated as retinol-binding protein pinta. The record is from RefSeq and is a predicted model, not a curated record. The transcript is spliced from 3 exons. Bases 388 to 1338 code for a protein of 316 amino acids. Lineage: Eukaryota; Metazoa; Arthropoda; Insecta; Diptera; Drosophilidae. Gene Ontology annotation, molecular function: phosphatidylinositol bisphosphate binding. Gene Ontology annotation, cellular component: membrane.